Pan troglodytes (chimpanzee) is the source of this 1562-nucleotide messenger RNA. It is a transcript of the gene SFTPC, whose product is annotated as surfactant protein C. Gene Ontology annotation, cellular component: extracellular region; alveolar lamellar body. Lineage: Eukaryota; Metazoa; Chordata; Mammalia; Primates; Hominidae. Gene Ontology annotation, biological process: respiratory gaseous exchange by respiratory system. The record is from RefSeq and is a predicted model, not a curated record. Bases 608 to 1330 code for a protein of 240 amino acids. The transcript is spliced from 8 exons.
AGAGCUGGCCAGUGGAAGCACUGAGACCUCCACAUACUGAAGGCAUGGACUAUUGACCGCUGUUGGUAUUGGUCUCAUCAUUGACUAUCAUUAAGUGUUGGCUGUUUGCAUGCUUCCUGCCCAGUGGCAGGUUCAAAGAAGCCCGCAGGAAGCGUGCUCCUUUCUUUCCCAGGGCCCGCAAUUGGGCUGGAAGACAGAGCAACAAAAAGCGCCCAUGUAACUCAUGGGAACAUUCAUGUGUGCUGAAUGGCAGGUGAAGGUGCCACAGAGAGGCUGAGGAUUUCAGAGGGCACCAUGAACUGGAGUGAGGUCACAGAGCAGGAACCCAAGACCUUCACUUGGUUGGUGUGAGCACUCCAGGAGGCAGGCACCCUCCCUCAGCCCUCAAGCAAGCAAAAAUGGGUUUAAAAAAGAAGGAGAAGAAGCAGCAGCAGCAGCCGCCACAGAGCUUGUGACAGCUACAGCCUAAGGGCAACAGGCAGGGGAGACCAAGGACCAGAAAGAGCAGAGGCUUUUUCAAAGAAAGAGACCCCUCUCCCAGCACCCAGCGAUGGCGGCAAGCCCCACCCGCAGUGCCUGCUAAGAACAAGUCCCACGUGAGAACAACAUGGCCCCCCGAGAUGCCCACAGGGACCCCGAGAUGCCUGCAGUGCUUGGCUCUCCCGCUGGCCAGCUGCCCACCUGGCUCAGGCCCAGUACUCACCCUGGUCACACCUGGGAGAGGAGGAGAGGAGAGCAUAGCACCUGCAGCAAGAUGGAUGUGGGCAGCAAAGAGGUCCUGAUGGAGAGCCCGCCGGACUACUCCGCAGCUCCCCGGGGCCGAUUUGGCAUUCCCUGCUGCCCAGUGCACCUGAAACGCCUUCUUAUCGUGGUGGUGGUGGUGGUCCUCGUCGUCGUGGUGAUUGUGGGAGCCCUGCUCAUGGGUCUCCACAUGAGCCAGAAACACACGGAGAUGGUUCUGGAGAUGAGCAUUGGGGCGCCGGAAGCCCAGCAACGCCUGGCCCUGAGUGAGCACCUGGUUACCACUGCCACCUUCUCCAUCGGCUCCACUGGCCUCGUGGUGUAUGACUACCAGCAGCUGCUGAUCGCCUACAAGCCAGCCCCUGGCACCUGCUGCUACAUCAUGAAGAUAGCUCCAGAGAGCAUCCCCAGUCUUGAGGCUCUCACUAGAAAAGUCCAGAACUUCCAGGCCAAGCCCGCAGUGCCUACGUCUAAGCUGGGCCAGGCAGAGGGGCGAGAUGCAGGCUCAGCACCCUCCGGAGGGGACCCGGCCUUCCUGGGCAUGGCCGUGAGCACCCUGUGUGGCGAGGUGCCGCUCUACUACAUCUAGGACGCCUCCGGUGAGCAGGGUCAGUGGAAGCCCCAAGGGGAAAGGAAACGCCCCGGGAAAAGGGUCUUUUGCAGCUUUUGCAGACGGGCAAGAAGCUGCUUCUGCCCACACCGCAGGGACAAGCCCUGGAGAAAUGGGAGCUUGGGGAGAGGAUGGGAGUGGGCAGAGGUGGCGCCCAGGGGCCCGGGAACUCCUGCCACAACAGAAUAAAGCAGCCUGAUUGAAAAGCAAA